AAAAGACAAAUGUUAAAAAAUAACUUAUUUUAUCUUAUUUGUUAAAAAGACUCUAUAUGGUUGGAUAAGAACGAGGAUUGAGGGUAUUGGCUUUUUGUAUAGCUGUCAAUUGGGACCAACAUUGAAUCCUUUUGGUUGGUACACUAACAAUAGUGUUUAGUGUGUACUUCCGGUUACAUUUGUAUUAUUAUAUAUCUUUUUCCACACACUAUAUGGUAUACAUUACAUAGUCCAAUUCAACACAACUCAACCCCUUUCUCUUUUUCUACCUACAACACUAAAUUAUUCUCCUAUUCUCUAUUUCUCAAUGGAUCAAACCCAAACACCUGCUUAUGUAUACUUCAGUUGUAACUUGAGAAUAAUUCAAGCACGAAACGUUGAAUUCAUCAAGUCCACCAAAAUCUUGUUUGCAAGGCUGUAUGUUCCUGUAGGAAACAACAAAAUAAUUGAACUAAACAACAAAAAUAUUUCAAUACAAUCAGCACCAUUUUGGAACGAAUCUUUUAAUCUAGAUUGUUUGUGUCCCCUUGAAUUAUUGGAAAGACUUAAGAAACAAUGCCUAACAUUGGAGCUAAGGAAACGAAAAACAUGGGGGUCAAAUAUCAUUGGAAAAGGUGAGAUUCCAUGGAAAGUGAUACUUGAAUCACAAAACAUGGAGUUGAAAAAAUGGGUGAAAAUGGAUUUGGUGAGUGGAAGUGAUUGCAAAGAGGGUAUGUUGAAAGUACCUCAAGUUGAAGUGGAGAUUAAAAUACGAGUGACAUCGGUUGUUGAGAUGGAAAAACAAAAUAAGAAGAUGUUGAAUACUGAUUGGAAUGAGUGUGGAUGCAAAAAUGGAUAUGAUCACCACCAAACUUGGUGUCCCGCCGAAGCUUUGGGGGCUUUUUGAUUUCAUUUGAUGCAAUAUGUGAUGUAGAUAUAUAUGCACUAACAUCAACUUAGUGGAUUCAUUCUACAUGAUUAGAGUUUACUACUUUCUUUAUUCCCACUCUAUAAAAUCACUUCUCAAGCGCAUUAUCUUUUAAUUUUUUAUGUUGAAAUUGUAUAAUUCGAUUUAUGGUUUCUUUAAUUUUAGUAGAUCACUUUUGCAA
Messenger RNA from Cicer arietinum (chickpea), 1088 nucleotides. RefSeq lists its product as uncharacterized. Lineage: Eukaryota; Viridiplantae; Streptophyta; Magnoliopsida; Fabales; Fabaceae. The record is from RefSeq and is a predicted model, not a curated record.